This is a messenger RNA of Neocloeon triangulifer, 2581 nucleotides long. RefSeq lists its product as uncharacterized. The transcript is spliced from 7 exons. Bases 739 to 1935 code for a protein of 398 amino acids. Lineage: Eukaryota; Metazoa; Arthropoda; Insecta; Ephemeroptera; Baetidae. The record is from RefSeq and is a predicted model, not a curated record.
AAAAAAUGUAAACAAAACACGAAACGUUGCCGUUGCACGAAACGUGUGUGAGCCGGAGAAAACAAACAUUGUCAAACUAUGGAAAAGUCAUCAAGUAUGGAAUGUUAUGUGGAUGGGAACCUCGAUUGGCACUGCACAAAUCCUUGGCAAAAGAUCUAACCACCUCCUCUCCAACUCAGCCAAGGCCUCUUUUUUCAAUUUAUUGACUUGUCCAUAAGCAAACUCGGCAUAGGUGGUCCUGGCGACUUUGUCGUGGUACAUGUUGGCCUUUUCUUCUAUCACAGUGCAAUAAAGCUCUUCGAGACCUGUGGUAGAACAAUUGAAGUGUCCAGGUCGACCAUGCAUCCUUUGCUCAGUGCAUAUGCUAACAGAAAAAGCCGAGGGAUCCCCCUGAAUUGGCACCUGGCCAUCAUUUUGCCAAAGCCUAGAUUAAAUCGCGCGCGGCGCACCUGCAAGAGAAGAGAGAGAGAGAGAGAGAGAGGAGGGGCCGCAGAAAAUGUGCCACACUCGCGGCGCGGCGGAUUCUCUGCAGUCUGCUCCUCAGCACCGGCCUCAAGGGAUCUCUCUCGAGUGACUUCGAUCCGAGUGAUUGACUAUUGUAUUCGCUGUGUGUGUGCCAUUUUUUUCUCUCGUUAAUUGCCAGAAGAAAAGAGACCCAUCGAUCAGGCAGACAACGCUGCACCGGACUAUUUUCUGCUUUCUCAAUAUGCUUUCGCUGCGGUGAUCCUAACGCUGGACAUGGGGCCCCCUUCCAAAAUUGUGCCGGCGGGCGCCGAAGAGGCGCUUCUGCUCGGCCGGCGCGGCGUGUCCGGCAUAGUGAACGCCUCGCGCCUGGCCAACAUCGUGCGCACCCUGCGCUCCUCCGCGUCCAACGCCCACCGUCCCACCUACUGGCUGUGGUGCUCCGAGCAGGGCCUGCAAGUUCGCGGCCCCAAGUACGACGAGGGCUUCGAGUCGGACGAUUCGGCCUCCACAAAGUCUGGCGGCGAGGUGGAGGAACGGGCCGGAGACACGAGUUCCGGCGUGUCCGACCUGGAUGACCAGGUGACCACCUCGGACAGCGGCCCUCCACGGAUUCCUCAGGAGCAAUUCGCCAUCCGCGACAUUGUAUUUUGCCACUCCGAUCCCUCCUUCCCACGAGUCUUAGUCUGGGUAGUCAACGGUCCCCGGAGGCCUUCCCCGGCGUGCAUGGAGGCCUUGGUCUUCGAGUGCAGAAGUGAGGCGAGUGUCCGGCGGCUGAGUUCAUGCCACCAGGAGACCAGCAGACGCCUGAAAAUGCAAAUGCUCAGCGCCAAACGAAUGGCCCACAAUCAGCCGGUCCUUCCAGACAGGAUGGACACCCUGUUGCCGGACAGGUGGCGGGACAAGUACGUCCGCCAGAGAGAACCACCGACCCUGUUGUCCAUGCCCGUUCCGGAGGAUGAGUGGGACGAACCACCGAGAAGACCGGAGCGCCGGCGAUUCGUUCGCCGGAAACCGCAGGAGGACAUCCUGAGAGGGACCUUCGUCAGGGUCAACGUGGUCGACCCAAAGCCGUCGCCCGUGCUGCUGAAGCCGCAGUUCACGUGGAUGUACGGCGUGCCGGCCACUGCAGAACUAGUCCUCAGCCAGUCUGCGCCGGUCAAUCGGUCCAGGCGCAGCUGCAGAAGUGUUAGUCCCAGUAUGUCCAGGAGGACAAACUCAAAACCGCUCAGGUAUGCGCCUGAACCUGCCCCGAGUCACGGCUUGGUUCAGGGUCUCACCCAGAAACUGAAGGAGCUGGCGCCAAUUGCCGGCACCCUGAAGCGCUGCUCAAGGAACAGGGAGCAACACCAGUUCAGCACCCUCAAGCCAGUUAUAAAAAAGACCAGCAAGAAGCAUAGCGAAGGUGACCUGCUGGCCGAACCAAAAAAGGUCACCUUCAGUGCAUACGCGACAGUGCAGGUAGUCGAUUGAGUAGAAAUUCAAAAUGUACUUCGACUUGUUCCUUUUUUUCUUUGUCGUCUAUUUGCGGUUUUUGUUUUCUCGAGAGCGACCGAGCAAAGGUCUUUUCAGACAAAUGACCUGGAUACACGCUGACCUUUACGGCGUUGAUGCGGAUGCAGUUUUCAAGUUCUUUUGCCCAUUCGUUCGCCUUGGCAAAUGAUUGCGAUUCAAUCUGUAGAUUAAAGCGCCGACUGUCUCUUGAAGUUGUUUUUUUUUCUUUAUGAGCUCAAAACCAAAGAUUAAAUUUUUGGAAAUUUUCAAAUUUUGAGCCUCGCACUUCGCUUUAUUUUUCUUUUGAUGUUUAAAAUUCGAUUUGGAGAUGCAAAACCGAUCUGAUUUUUGUGAUUUAUAAUUUUAGUUAAUUAUUUUUUCACUGUGGUUUUCAUAUUUUUUUUCUUUCGAAAUAUAGUGAUAGGAAAAUAUCAUAGUCUUGUUGUUACACUUCUGUAUACCGUGCAAACUUCAAACUAAUCACAGAUGUUGUGUAUCUAUAUGUAUUUUCGAUGUGUAUCCAAUAUACUUCAAUGUAUAUGUACAUUUUAAUAUUAUGCUUCGGAUGUAAAUCUAGAGAAUAAGCCGAACAAGCAAUAAAUAACCAGUCCCUUUACUUUACAAA